AUGGAGAUUUUCUCUCCGAAAGCCUUCUUGGGCGAAUUCAACAUGCGGUUGAAGUGGUGGAAAGAUGAGACCGCUGAUGCAACUGUUUUGGCUGCUCGCCUUGAGCGCUUCUCGCAACGCACGACGAACGGUGAGCUGUGGAUGAUCAAGCUGGUUUUUGAUGGGAAAGACUAUUUCUCGGAAUGGAAGCCCGAUGUUUCAACAGCCGUAACACAGGCGAUUCAAGAGUUCCGUGUGCAUCCUGACACAAAAGACUGGUGGGACAGGUUCCCACAGUCAUCCAACAUGAAGCGGCGAAUGCAGAAUCUGCCCUGCAACGACAGCAAGAAAGCCAAGACAAGGGCUGGCAGCAAGCAGGUAUCCACAACAUCAGGCCAGAGCGAUGCUGGGCACUGGAAGAUGUUGUGA
Symbiodinium sp. CCMP2592 is the source of this 408-nucleotide messenger RNA. NCBI's taxonomy places the organism in Eukaryota, Dinophyceae, Suessiales, Symbiodiniaceae. The record is from the annotation of a GenBank genome assembly.